AUUCAAGAUGUCUGCGCCCUUGAAAAAAUAAACAAAAUUAAAAACUUGAAGCGUUUUAGCUUGUUUUAUACCUCUUUCCAUUACAGUAAAAUGUCAUCACUAGUACCUAGUUAUGAAGGAAGUUCUGAUGAAGAAGGGGUUGACAAAAUACGUUCAACUUUAGAAGAAGACAAAGAAAAAUGGACACAAAAAGAAAAAACUAAUGUUGAAAUAAAAAAUAAAUCCCAGCAGACUACAUGUAGGUCUAGGCCUAGAUCUAAUUUCUUUGGAUUAAAUGACUGUUCAAGUGGUUCUGAUGAUGAAUCAAAUAAUGUUUGCAAUGAAAUGAAUACAUGUGUGAAAGAUGGCAGUGUACCAGAAUCUGAAUUUUGGUUGUCAGAUAAUCCUAAACAUUUUGAUACAGGUGGCUGGAAGGAUCAUCGGAUUGAUCAAUCGCCUUCAGAAAUUGUCAAUGACAUAUCAAUCAUUAAUGCUAGUCAAACGAAAUAUGCAAAAAUGUCUGAAAAUAUAAGCACCCUUUCUAAAGUUACACACAGUAAUAUCACAAAGAGUAAACAUUUAUACAAAUCAUUUGGAUCUUAUAAAUCACAAAAUAUUUCCCAUUCAAUGAAAAAUGAUGUGAAAAAGAAAUCAUUUUACUUUGUUCAUCACAAAAUUGGUCCUCAUCUUCAUGGUCAUUCAGACUAUAAAUUGCCUAAAAAACAACAGUACUGCUUUGAUGGCCACACAGGGACAAUAAAUCGGAUUUGUUGGAACAAGGGACAGUUUAGUCACUUAUUAGCUUCUGCAUCAAUGGAUGGCUGUGUGAAAAUAUGGAAUGCUUUUUCAUCAACUCAGAACUAUUGUGUACAAACUCUCACUAGUCAUAAUAAAGCAGUAAAAGAAGCAGUUUGGAAUCAAGAUGGAAGAAAAGUAUUGAGUUGUGGCUAUGACACAACUGCUAAGUUACAUGAUGUUGAAACAGGUAAACAGUUAAUGUCAGUUAACCAUGACAGCUGUGUAUCCACCAUAAAACAGCACCCAGUGAAUACUAACUGUUUUGUAACUGGAUCAAACAAUCACAUACACAUGUGGGACACAAGAUCACCUGGAGAACUAUCACAGAUAUAUACUUACAAAGACAAGUUUGGCCAGGUGCAAGAUCUACUUUUCAUCAACCAUGCAGAGCAGCUGGUGUCCUGUAAUGAUAUGGUCAGCAGAAAUAUGUCAGAUAGGAACAUUAUGUGCUGGGAUGUCAAAACUGGAGUUGUGCUGUCAAACCAAGUUUAUCAGGAGAAGUACACCUGUACUAGACUGAGACUGCAGCCUGAUGGUGCACGAUUUACAGCUCAAUCUUCAGGUGGAUAUGUUGCUCUCUUCUCAACAACCAGACCUUAUAAGAUGACACGACAUAAACGAUAUGAAGGUCACAAGGUGCUUGGUUAUAACAUAGGACAUGAUAUCAGUCCAGAUGGAUCCCUGCUGGUCAGUGGAAGCUCCACAGGGAAGAUGCAUCUCUAUGACUAUAAUAGCUCAAAAUUACUCAAGACAUUUUCAUCUGGAAGUGAUGUAUGUUUAGAUGUGACAUUUCACCCUGUACUGCAUAGUACUAUAGCAACAUGUGACUGGAAUGGGAACAUAUCAAUAUGGCAAUAAGGGAAAAAUAAUUUUGAAAUUUUGUAUCUGUUUCUGGCUGUUCUUAGUAGACAUAAGAGCUCUCCGUUUAAUGCACAUGGUUGCCAUAAACAAUGGAAGAUAAUGUCUUAUUAUCCCAUUGAAUAAAGUUCGUAAGGAUUGUAAUGAUGUCAUAGAGCAAUGAGCAGUUUUUAACUGAAUAUAUGGGCUAUAUUAUGUUAAAAGAUGAUUAAAUAAGACUGAAUAUUGGCAAAGUUAGAGCCAAUGGUCCAUUACUUCCUGAUCAGCCCUCGUAGAGAAGUGGUUUGUCUGUCCAUCCAUUAGUUUGUCUGUUUGUUCGUCUGUCUGACUACUAAAAUACCAGGCAAUGCAUUUGAUCUAAAUUAUAUAUGCUGAUGCAUAGAGACAAAAGAGCUUUACUUAAGAAGACAUUUUCAAGAUAGCCACUGAUUUUCAAAAUGGCUGUCGUUUUUUCGUAAAAAAAGUAAUCUUUGGUGUCAGUGGACGGAUUUGGUUUAAAAUUUAUAUGCUGAUGAUUAUGGAACAAAACUACCAGAUUUGGUAUAUAUGUUAAUGCCUUAUGAUCAUUUGGCCUCUACUUAGAAAUAAUUUUUUGAUAUAUGGUGUCACAUCACAUCAAGGGUAUACACCAAAAGGAGACAAAACUACUAUUUCUAUCAUGUGAUUUCCAACAUCACGAAGUAUUUGCUGUUUUCUAGUGAUGUUUAGGACAAAUGAUACUUGUGAAAUACAUUACUUUCACCAGUUAACCCUGGGUUUCAAUGAUAAAAUCCCGCAAUUAAAGUUGUUUCAGAAAUAAAUCCCUCUGUAUGAUUUUAAUUAAACUUUAAAAUGAAAAAAUAAAUGAAACACAAAUUGAG
This is a messenger RNA of Owenia fusiformis, 2495 nucleotides long. NCBI's taxonomy places the organism in Eukaryota, Metazoa, Annelida, Polychaeta, Sabellida, Oweniidae. The record is from the annotation of a GenBank genome assembly.